UUUGGACAGAAAAAAAUGCUAGGUGCGUUUCCCAUAUUGCCCCUUCCGGCACCACCCUCCGAUGGGAAUCUUGGUCCUUUACCACCUUCUCAGGUGCCGGAAGGAUCCACGGACGAGAAAAUGCAAGAGGCCGAGGAGGAUGAGAACAAAGCUGAUAAACCCAACUCGGCUCCUUCAUCGAUUGCGACCCAUACGAGAACUAUUGGAAUUAUACACCCCCCUCCUGAUAUCAGAAACAUUGUUGAUAAAACAGCACAGUUUGUGGCGAAAAAUGGAAUCGAGUUUGAGAAAAGAAUUAUUGCUAACAAUGCUGGGAAUGCCAAGUUCAAUUUCUUGAAUGCUUCGGAUCCAUAUCAUGCGUAUUAUCAGCACCGUUUGUCUGAGUUUCGUGCCCAGACUCAAGGUUCUUCCCAACCGCAGGCUGAGAAGGCUUCAGAUUCUUCUGCUCCUGAGUUGAUCCCUUCUGCGCCGGCUGCUGAUGAUUCAGCAGCAAAGUCUGACCCCUCGGCCCAGUUUAGGCCAGUAAAGAAGGUGCUUGAGCCUCCGGAGGCGGAGCAGUACACGGUGCGGCUUCCUGAGGGGAUUACAGGAGAGGAAUUGGAUAUAAUUAAGCUGACUGCACAGUUUGUGGCUCGGAAUGGGAAGUCCUUUUUGACGGGUCUGACAAGUAGAGAGAUGAAUAAUCCUCAAUUUCAUUUUCUGAAGCCGACACACAGUAUGUUCAUGUUCUUUACGUCGCUUGCAGAUGCAUAUUCGAAGGUGUUGAUGCCUCAAAAGGGGUUGACUGAUAAGCUGUUGAAAAGUGUUACUGAUAUGACUACUGUUCUUGAACGGUGCUUGCACAGGCUGGAGUGGGAGCGUUCGCAAGAGCAGGCGAGGCAGAAAGCUGAGGAUGAGAUAGAGCAGGAACGGUUACAGAUGGCCAUGAUUGAUUGGCAUGAUUUUGUUGUGGUCGAGACUAUAGACUUUGCAGAUGAUGAGGAUGAGGAUUUACCCCCUCCAAUGACCCUCGAGGAGGUUAUUAGGAGAAGCAGGAUGUCUACUACGGAUGAAGCAGACAUUGUUGAGCCUGGAAAGGAAGUGGAAAUGGAGAUGGAUGAAGAGGAGGUGCAGCUUGUUGAAGAGGGUAUGAGGGCUGCUAGUCUUGAAGAAAAUGGUGAGAAGAAUGAAGCCAAGGCAACUCCAGAGGAACAGGAACCACCGAUGAGGAUUGUGAAGAAUUGGAAGAGGCCUGAGGAGAGGAUCCCUGCAGAAAGAGACCCGACUAAAUAUGUUGUUUCCCCAAUAACUGGAGAGCUUAUUCCCAUUAAUGAGAUGUCUGAACAUAUGAGGAUUUCUCUUAUUGAUCCCAAGUACAAAGAGCAAAAAGAGAGGAUGUUUGCUAAGAUUCGGGAAACCACUCUUGCCCAAGAUGAUGAGAUCUCCAGAAACAUUGUGGGACUUGCGAGAACUCGUCCUGAUAUUUUUGGUACGACAGAGGAAGAAGUUUCUAAUGCAGUCAAGGCGGAGAUUGAGAAGAAGAAAGAUGAGCAACCAAAGCAGGUCAUAUGGGAUGGUCACACGGGGAGUAUUGGACGCACUGCUAGUCAGGCCAUGUCUCAAAACAAUGGGGAGGAUCAGAAUGAUGUGGCCUACAAUGAUGCAUGGGGUCUUCCUGGUCCUGCAGCUCCUCCUCCUCCUAGACCUGGUGUGCCCUCCAUUCGGCCACUUCCUCCACCACCUGGACUAGCCCUGAAUCUUCCUCGACCUCCGAAUACAGUCCAGUACUCUGCUCCUACGAGUGCUGGGGUCCUUGCACCACCUCCACCCAGGCCACCAGUUGUUAACAUGAUUCCAUCAGUUCGGCCUCCACAUGCUCCAAUGCCAAUGAUUCCUGGCCAGCAAGCUCUUAUGAUGAAUCGACCCCCUAUGCCACCAUCAAUUUCUGUGAAUCCUCCUAGUAUACCUGUGCCACCGCCGCCUGGAUCUCAGUUUACGCCUUUGGCACCACCUCGUCCUUUCGUCCCCCAUCCCAUGUCCCAGCCUGGCAUGCCUAUGGUUCCACCACCCCCUAUGCCUCAAGGAAUGCCUCCACCACCUCCACCUGAAGAAGCUCCUCCUCCACUUCCCGAUGAACCAGAGCCAAAGAGGCAAAGGCUUGAGGAUUCUAUGCUUAUACCUGAAGACCAAUUCCUGGCUCAACAUCCAGGACCUGUUCGCAUCAAUGUAUCUGUGCCAAAUGUUGAUGAAGGAAAUCUCAAGGGGCAACUUCUGGAGAUUACUGUGCAAUCCUUAUCUGAAACCGUUGGCAGCCUGAAAGAGAAAAUUGCAGGAGAGAUCCAGCUUCCUGCAAACAAACAAAAACUGAGUGGAAAAGCUGGCUUCCUCAAGGACAAUUUGUCUAUCGCAUUUUACAAUGUUGCAGGAGGAGAUACACUUACCCUUUCUUUGAGGGAACGUGGUGGCAGAAAGAGAUGAACAGAUUUACUUGACCAGGCCUUGAAGAGGUUCAUAUUGGAACUGUCUCACUACCUUGAGAAUUCUUCUAAUGAAAUUGUGGCGCACCAUACAACCUUCUUCGAUAUUAUUUCUGAAAUUAUGUUGGUCACGUGCUUUUAGUAACUUUUGGAACUUUAUUUUCUUUCUCUUGAGCUGAUGGUUUGGUAUCCACUACAGAUUUGGCGUCUUCGGGAUCAUCACUUAAGGGUAAGAGGAAGUUGGCUAUUUUGUAUGUUAUUAAACCCACCGGGUUGACAGUGACUCCUCUUAUCUAUAUUGCUAAUUUGGUUAUAAUGUUUACAUUUGCAGUUGCUCCUUCAAAAAUUUGUUCUCCGUACUUAUAUUCUUUUGAUUUUUUUUUAACCACAAGUUCUCUCUUUGCAAUGAUGGCAAUCUGAAGGUUCUUCUCGAGUUUAGGUUUUUUUAGGAGAUCCGCUUUUGUGGGACAGGAACUUGUUUUGCCAGUGCUGAGCAUCUGGUAGCCUUAUAUGGUGCGUUCUGUUGGAGCUUAUGGCCCACUAGUCAAAUUUCCAUUUGACUGCAUAACUUUCUUGAUGUGCUAAUUAGUGGGCAGUGAUUUGGAUUCUCUCAUGCUUCACUUUUCUCAAUACAGCAAAGCUCCCUAGUUUGAAAAGGUUUAUGCUAUCUGACAAAUGUAUCAUGCUUCCUGUCUUAGCAGCAGAAGCAGCACUGUCCUGGGCUGGUUGCUCUUCUGGAUGGAGUGGAGAUUGCAGAUAUCUUGCAGAUCUAUAUUCUUUCUACAUUCCUUAGGAUUUUAAGUUGAGAAUACCCUAUUUUGCUAUUUAUGUUGCCCUGAGCAUUAAGCUGUCAGCAAUAUGGAAACUGACAGCUUAAGUACUGAACAAUAUGUUGGUCUUCAUAUUCUAGCAUUAUUGAGAAAGUCCCACUGCCAACCAGGCAGAGGAAAAAAAUAGACAGAAGUUUGUGUAGGCCGCAUGAAUUUUGUGCAAGUUAUGGUUGGUAUUCUUGCUGUUUUUAAUUUUUCAAUCACCAACUGAAGUUAUAUCCUUCCCUUAUGUUCCUUAGUUAGGAAAGCUCUAACUGGCAACUUGGUUCUGCUACUUGCGAGGCACCCAUUUUUGUUGGUGAGCCUCUCAUAUGGCGGAGGAGAAGGAAGCAUGAGAAGAUGCUAGCAAGUCUUGUGGCAUGAUUAGAUGGAAGUGAUCUCAGCUGUUGUCACCAUUAGUGGGUUGAUGAGUAGCCAUAUCAUUGCACAAGGGUGGCAUGGUCUUUGUAAUGCAUCUGUGGUUUUUUUUUACAUGCAAUUGGAUAUAUCCUAGCUUAAAUUGUUUCUCUUCUUUCAGUUUUGGCCCUCUCUGUGCAUGGGUUUGUAUGUGGGUGUGUGUUCAUGCACUCUAGUGUGAUGCAUGCGCACUUGUACUUGCACAUGUGCAUGCGUGUGUGCUUGCACACUUGCGUGUGAUAUCAAUGUACUGCCAUGACAUUUUCAUCCA
Ilex paraguariensis (yerba mate) is the source of this 3953-nucleotide messenger RNA. NCBI's taxonomy places the organism in Eukaryota, Viridiplantae, Streptophyta, Magnoliopsida, Aquifoliales, Aquifoliaceae. The record is from the annotation of a GenBank genome assembly.